This is a messenger RNA of Pocillopora meandrina, 6292 nucleotides long. The record is from the annotation of a GenBank genome assembly. NCBI's taxonomy places the organism in Eukaryota, Metazoa, Cnidaria, Anthozoa, Scleractinia, Pocilloporidae.
UGAUUCAAGAUCUUCUGAGGUGGCGAACAAUGGGUCUGGUCUCGGACUGUUUCUGUGUUUUGGUGACAUUUUUUAACGCAGUCGCUUAACAUCGAGAGAGUGUUCGUGGAGAAAAGAUCAUUACAGCCAAGGUGAGCGUGCAUUAUCGACAAUUUCAACUUCCCACAUGUGAUUUUGAUCCGAUUUGAACUGGCAUACUUUAAGGUGAAGUCUCGGUUACUUAAAUGAUAGGAUAUCAACUCAAUCGAUUUUGUAUAUACUUGCUUCAUAAGUGCUCCAGUUUUUUUAGCAUUUGCUUGACAGCAUCAAUUCAUGAAACAGUCGUUUAGCGGGAGCUUUACCCAGACGUAUCUUGAAAAGGGUAAUGAAUAGGGCAAAGCAGAUGAAUCAAAACCGAGUUAAAUUGACCUAAAUCAGCCCAAAAAUUCACACGAAGCAAAAGAAAACCACUUGAGCUGGGAAAAUUUUGUCCAUAUUCAAAAAUAGUCACAACUUUUUAGGUUGAGAGCGCGACUGUUUAUUGCAAGAAUAUUCCUAUUCACUCAUGCGCAACGUGAAAAAAUUUGCAUUUUCACAGAUGCUCACUGUGUGAGCUUGGACCUGUGGUUGAACGUGAAGGUAGAAAACACUUUUUUCUUUUAAAGUUAUCUUCUCUAUGCCUGAAAACGAGAUCUCUAACAGUGUUGAUGUGUUUUCAGCUUUUUAAUCGGUUCCUCGGUCUGCUGAUCCAUAGUUUAGGUAACAUCCGCUUCAAGACAAUAGCCACGGUUUAACAAAAAAAUUUGCAUAAAUCUGAACUAAACUUUUUAAGGUCAUCAUGUAUGUAAAAGCUCUAAGGCCUUGAAAGUUCAGUUUUCAAUUCAGUUCAAAGAUUUAUUCUCAUUUAAAGAGCGCCAGAAUACUUUACUUCAUGCAAAACUUUGAUUAGCAGGCGUAAGAAUGAGUGAGAUGUUGUUUAUGACUAUUGCUGUGUUUGAACAUGUCAUUUCAUACACAGCAAUGUCUGGUCCAAACUACCUAAAACACUUUAACUCGCGUUCGUGACAAAGACAGAAUAUCUGCAUACAAUAUGAAAACAAUAUCAAGCAGAAAGUGAUAAGAGUGGAGGAAAAUGUCAACUAUAGGACUGUCAUAUAAGCUGAUCCAAUACCAAAUUCUCUGAACUAACAUCGGAAAAGUUGUAUGGUAAACUGUAACGAGAAUUACCAAUGAGAUCUUCGGGGUGAAGGUUUAAAGUGCAGGAUGGAGUAAAAGUGUUGGGUAACUGGUGUCAAAAUGAGCGUAUGGAAAUGACUUAUAUAGUCAUCAAUGGCAUAUUUUAGACACCUUUUUUACAAGCAACAAUUAAUCCAUCUUCCCCUGUUUCUGUUGUCUUGGAGUCUAUAUACCAACUUUCGAAGGAGAAGACAGUGGUAGCCAGGUAAAUCCAAAGGUUUGAAAGUGCCAAUUUUCAAGCAUAUAUCCCAGAAGUUGUCCAAGAUGCAAAUAUGUUUAAAACGAUACCUACUUACGGAAAAUUGGAAAGAAACAAGGGCUGUGUUUAUUCAUGGUGAUGGAAUAAAAUAGUAAUAUUGCGUCAUUUGAUUUCUUGAUCAGAGUUGUUCUUCAAAAUUUUGUUUUCUAUUAGAACCAUCUGAAAUAAAUGGCUUCCUCCGUAGAAGAAAGACUAGAGAAAAACCUGGAAUGUGGAAUUUGCUUGGAAUCAUUCCAGGAGCCAAAAGUGCUGCCCUGUCAGCACACCUAUUGUAAAAAGUGCCUUGAACGAAUUAUCUUUAGGGCUUCUGGAGGGCGUGUGCAGAAAAUAACGUGUCCUGAGUGCCGAGUAGAAAUGAAGGUGAGAUGUGUUAACAUUUAUUUUCAAAUAUUUUCCUACAAUACUGUCGCUGUUUGGACAAUGAAGGACAAAUUGAAUCGUUAGGUAAAACACCAUUGUAGUGAAUGCACCGGUAGAUUGUCAAAUUUCUGAAAUACGUGAAGAAAUGACUCAAAUAACAGUAGUUUUACAAUGAUAACACACGAGGUAAAUGAAGAUCGAACGAAGAAAGGAAUGCAAGAACGCACCUGACAGUUAGGAUACUUAUAUGAAACGACAGAGACACUCCAGGAAAAAAUCUGACUAUUUUUUUUUUUGGCGCGAUAACUUGCUUAAAGAUGCCAAUAGCCCACAGAGAUUGGAGACUAGGAAACCGCUAAAAGACGUUGGAACAGCCAUUAUGGCCCUUUCUAGUCAGAAUAGCUUGUCCCGGACGUUCAGUUAGAUAAACGAAACGCGAUAGUAGCGGCGGGAUGAAAAACGAGGGAGGUGUAUGCGACCCAAUCCAAACCAAAUUUUUUUUCACUUCUCCUCUCCUAUCGCUCUGUGUGGUAUUUCGCUCCGUUUUACUAACUGGACUCCUGGAACAGGUUAGAGUCAGAAAAGCCAAUUCUAUCACCCACUAAACCUCGCUGCCAAAUUGCGGACUGGAAAAUUUUAAUGAGAAAGCAAUUAUUAUGUUGUUAAAUGAGGCUGAGGGGGGCUUGGGGUAACUUUUCAACAUCAUCAUCGUAAGGGCUAUUGCAAUUGUGCACUUACUGUAAAAAUGAUGUUUACUUUGACACAUAUAUGGUAGAGUAUUUUGGGAGAAAAUUCAGACCUUUAGAAUAACAAUGUUGCAUAUGAGAACAAGAGAUAAUAAACUAAGAGAACUUAUCUCCGUGACCCAUGACAUUUUUUUAAAGUAUAUUUUAAAUUCCGCGUCACGCUUUGAAGUUGUUCGGAUACUCAAGUUUCAAGUUACUUUUUGAAAAUAGCAACCGCUCAUCAUCGAAACAAACCAGAAAUGUUUGCCCUCACCAUUCGAACAUUUACCUCUAUUGAUUUAUAGCCACACAGACGUAUGAAUCAAUCACAUCUUGAUUAGAAUGACUUCCCUCCUCUGAUCUUUAAUUUAAACUGGUUUGGUCGAGAGGAAGUUUUGCACGUGACAUAAUAAGCUUCAAUUAAGAAUCCUGUACAGAUACCAUCAGGUCUGAGAUGCAAUGAUCCAUGCAUACAAUUUAAGGUUGUUCAUUUUUCUUUAAUUUUUUUUCUUCAUUUCUAUCUUUUAGCUUCAACGAGGUGGCGUCGCAAGUCUUCCUUCCAGUUUUCUAAUCAAGAGGCUCUUGGAAGUUAACAGUGAUGCCCAACUUGAUACGUCCGCAAACUGUGAGAAACAUCCAGAAGAACCAGUAGAUCUUUAUUGCGAUUGUAGUGAACCGAUAUGCAGAGCAUGCGCAGUGAUAGAUCAUCGUCUCCACUCGAAUCAACCUUUGAGUAAGGUAUUUGCUCGUGAGAGAAAAAUGAUAGCAACACUUUUGGAAAAAGCAAAACCGCAAAUGUCUGCUCUAAAGGCAGAAAUUUCGUCUAGAGAGGGUAUCGAAGAAGCAUUGCAACAAAACUGUUCAGAUAUUAACGAACAAAUUGAAAACUUCGUCAAUGCUAAAAUUGCUCAAUGGGAGAGUAAAAGGGAAAGUUUGAAGAAAGAUCUGAGAGAAAUGUCCACAUCAAAGGUCGAUAGCCUGAAACGACGAAGGGAAGCACUCCUUUUGCUGGUGAGUAGAGUAGAGAAUGUCAAAGACAUUAUCAAGAAGUGUGGUCGUAGUAGUGAAAAGAAAGUGGAAUUCUUGCGUAAGAAAAGCCAGUUCGCGGAUCACCUAAAAGAAUUAAGUGCAACUUCUCAACAUAUUCAGCCUUGUAAUAAAGUUACCAUUCAGCUUAAAGAAAUCCACCCCCUGAAGAUAUAUCCCAACGGACACGACGUCUCUAAUCAGGCAAAAAUUCGACUUCUUGAGUUUGACAAACAAGGAAAUCGUGUUGGACCAUCCGCUAAUUCAGAUUUUAUUGACUUAUUUAAUAACUGGAUAAUGCUUUCUUAUUUUUUAUUUCUUAUGGGCCUAAUCUUCUUUUUCAAGAAGUCUUGAUUUGGGUAAAUGAAAAUGACCGAGAAAUGCACGAAUUUGCACCAUGAGGAUUCUUUUUUUUACUACUAAACAUGUUUGGACUCCAGAAUCUCAAUUAACGUCGAAGGAGAUAAGAAAUAUGCUACACUUACCGGUGUCAGCGUGUACAUAAAUACGAACAUGCCAACUUACAAAAAAAACCAGAUGCAUCAAGACGUUUCACAGGUAGGAACUGAAACAAAUGUAUUCACCCAUCAAUGUGGAACUUUCACCGAAGCUCAAGCCAUGUUAAACAACAGCAAAAAUCCUACCAUGCGAACUCAUCUUAAGAUGUAAACAUUUCAAAAGCAAGUAACCGAAGACGCCUUUUGGGACUUAGAAAACGUUUCUGUGAUCUUUAUAUGCCACACCAACUUUAGGCGACAAAUUUGAAUAAUGAACCGAGAAAACGCAAACCUGAUGUAAGAAAUCUAAAAACUUAAGUAAAAAGAGUAGAAAAUCGUAACCAUGAAGUAAGAUUUUCCACAAGGUUGUGACGUUAGUCAUCUUAAUAUACCUCUCUAGCCUGAAAGUUUUUUUUUCCCAAUGGAAGUAUCGAGGGAAGUCUUCAUUUGUCUUCUAUGAAUUAUGCGCUCAUAUGCACUUAGUAGGAGGAUAUUUGAAGGAAAGAGUUCUCUAGAGUAUUAAGCUAAAGAGGUCUAUUGGAUAUCGAGCUGUCGAGGCAGAAUUAUCAAUUUAUUACAUUGAUUAUACAGUCACACAAAAUGAACAUGUGAUCAUGCAAGCUCGUGUAAGCGGGGGAGGGAUGGGUAAGGACUCCUCCCCUCUCUUUCAACAUUUUUCAAUGUUUUGAUAGUUUUUAAUCAUAAAUGGAGAGCAGAAGCUUUAUACUAGAACCCGGCCACGAUCAGUGGAAGGAAAAAGUCUUGGGACGUGAAAAUUUUUUCCUUACUAGCUGUAUUGUUGGUUGUUACCUGGAUAAUUUUUGCCCAUCAUCGUAGAAUUAAUUGAACUUCUUAUCCAUUGCAUCACGCAAUUGAUGUAAAUGAAUUGAUUAGUUUACCUAUACAUCCAUGUUUUCUGAUUUUCGUGAAAGUUUUCGUUAUUUUUAUUUCAAUUAUAAAAGCAUGGACUAUCUCCCGAAUUGAACGGUAUGACUACAUUUACGUUUCUGUUCAUCGAACUUCAUAAACCAUGCAAAAGGCAUCUUAAGUAUAUGGUCAAGCUAUGACAUUGCUCUCCGAACGCCCAAGUGUAAGCACAUUCAGGGCAUCGAAAGGAAAUUAGUAUGGGGCUAGAAUGGUGAGAAACUGAACUAGCUUUUUUUAUUCGUUUGUACGCGUUUGAUUUUGGUAAUUUCAUGAUAAGAAAGAAAUAACUCCGCGAUGUAUCAUGGUACUAAUUUUUAUCAGUCUUAUAUGAUGGUUAUGUACUGGCUUUUAUUGUAGCUGGAUUUUCUCCAUGCCAAGAAUGAACUAUAAAGCAGUUCAAUCAGUGAUGGAGAAUAGUGAUGUUAGAGGAUCUUAAACCUUUAACUCACACGAGUGACCAAGACAGAAUUUCUCCUUACAAUAUCAAUACAAUAUCAACCAGAUAAGUGAUGAGAAUAAAGAAAAAUAUCAAUUUGGGGAUAAUUAGUUGAUGCAAUACUAAAUUCUCUGAACUAACGUUAUAAGAAUUGUACGGUUGACAGCAAGGAGAAUUAUAAUAUUAAUCUGGGAAUUAAAGGGUUAAUGGGUUUAACCGAUAGCCAGGAACAGACAAAAAUUGACAAAUUUAAAUCGAUAGUUGUAAAAAAAGUUGACCGCAAAAGUACAACUUUUGAUGACAACAAUGGAAAAAUAUCAACCGUUAGUCGUUAAAAGGCCAAACUUUCGGGGGGUGGGUGGUGUUUUGGGUUAGACCCCAUUUUGAUAACAGGCUGUAAGAGUGACUGGCUUAUAAGUUCUCUUAACUGUAUAUUAUCAUCCUUGAAUCAAAUGUAAAGGUCAUGAAAAUAGAGGAAGUGGUCACCAUUUAAACUACCUUUUGAUCGUGAAAUAAAUUCUUCCUGUCAUACCACAGUAAAUGUGGAGAGAACAGUGUGGAGAAUAUGGAUGCUAAUGUUAAGGCGGAAAGGGAUAAUUCACGGCUGAAUUUCGUGCUCCUUUUAGUUAUGGAAUGGCAAUAUUUUGUUAUAUUUAUUUAUUUUCUUGAACUACUUUAACAGAUCUUUUUCGUUCAAUUUCGUGUCCGUUAAUAUCAUCACUGUAAAAAAGGCGAUUAUCAAUAUCACGGGCAAUUAAGGGAGCAGUCAAUUGAGGUUUGCUCAUUGAAUGAUUGGCAGUUAUAUAUUGUCAUAAUAUUUUCAAUAAUAACAAUUGAAUAAAACGUU